AUGGUCCUCAACAGGAUGGGCGUCUGCCACCUCAUCGGGUUCAACAGCUGGACGGCGGUCCAGGCCUGGACCCACGUCGUGGCCACAGUGGCCUACAUGGAGCUGGAGAAGGACUACCUCCGCCCUCACGAGAGGAUCGGCUUGAGAACUCCGCCGGGCAACAUAUACACCAAGGACUUCUUCGUCAACAAUGCCGACGACCUGGAGCGCCGGGUCAACCUGCGCGUGUCGGAGAUCGAGCGGAACGCCCGGACCCACCCGGACAAGAGCCUGUGGGGCACCGGGCUGCACUACGAGCACUUCAUCGUGGAUGCUCUGGCCGAAGACCGUCUCGCCUCCCGCCAGAGGCCGAGAGGCAACUACCUCUCGACCAGGGCCUACGCGGCCGACCCGGCGACGCUCAUCGCCAACAUGUACGAGCUCACCGACGCCAUCUGCCACAACUACUGGAAGACGGCCGAGACCGACCAGUGGGACCCGUACGACUCGGACAUCCCCUUCACCGACGCUGACGACAUCGCCGACUUUGACAACUGA
Chaetomium fimeti is the source of this 537-nucleotide messenger RNA. RefSeq lists its product as uncharacterized. The record is from RefSeq and is a predicted model, not a curated record. Bases 1 to 537 code for a protein of 178 amino acids. The transcript is spliced from 3 exons. Lineage: Eukaryota; Fungi; Ascomycota; Sordariomycetes; Sordariales; Chaetomiaceae.